Molecule: messenger RNA, 1401 nt
Organism: Osmia bicornis bicornis
Lineage: Eukaryota; Metazoa; Arthropoda; Insecta; Hymenoptera; Megachilidae
Exons: 1
Coding region: 1-1401 (466 amino acids)
Source: RefSeq, a predicted model, not a curated record
AUGCCUAACAUUCCUCUGAAUAAAGUGCGUAUUCCUAUACCACUUGGUGUUACGCCAGCUGACCCCGAAUUCCAGCAUCCGGGUCGCAUCGAUCUCUUGAUCGGUGCGGGCUUAUUUUGGAAGUUGUUGUGCAUCGGGCAGCACAAGGCAGGAUUAGGCAAUCUAGUAUGGCAAAAAACGCGCCUGGGUUGGGUGUUAGGAGGCAGUUUGAAUUGGCCCGGAGAAUCAACCAAACCCAUUCAAGCCUGCCACGCUAUAACAAAUGCACAGUUAGAUGCUUCGAUUUCGCGCUUCUGGGAUCUAGAAGAAGUAAAUUCACGCGAAUCAGCCUCGACGAGCGCGGCUAGUAGCGAGUGCGAGGCACAUUUUAGGAAAACCACGGUCCGCGACUCAGAUGGGCGUUACAUUGUUAGUCUUCCCUUUAACGACCGUCUAAACGAAUUAGGAGAAUCGCGCGAACAGGCAAAAAGGCGCCUGUUAAACAUUGAACGGAGAUUUAAACGAAAUCCGGACCUUCGUCUUCACUACUUAGCUUUCAUGAACGAAUACGAGGCUCUAGGCCACAUGUCACUAGUCCCCACCCACAAUAUAGAUAAUUCCAACGCGUGCUAUUAUUUGCCGCAUCACGCGGUAUUUAAAACAUCUAGUACUACAACGAAGGUUAGAGUUGUAUUUGAUGGCUCGGCGAAAACGUCAUCUGGACUUUCGCUAAACGACGCACAAUUAGUAGGACCGACGGUACAAAGUGACCUUGUCACCAUCCUUAUUCGAUUUAGAAAACAUCGCUUUGUACUAUCCGCCGAUAUAGAAAAGAUGUACCAGCAGGUUCUUGUUACGAAUGCGGAUCGCAAAUUUCAACGCAUACUUUGGCGCUCCAGUGAGAACGAGCCCAUCAAAACCUACGAAUUGAAUACCGUGACCUACGGAACGGCAUCGGCUUCAUUCUUAGCGACCCGCGCGCUCCAGCAGGUAGGACGAGAUUACGCACAGGCAUUUCCUUACGCGAGCACCGUCAUUCAAAACGAUUUUUAUGUCGACGACCUGCUAACCAGCUGCGAAACAGUCGAGCAGACUAUACAAUUGCGGGAGUCGUUGACCUGGGUCCUAGCGCAGGCAGGUUUCUGCCUGCGAAAAUGGGCGAGCAACGAUUCUACCAUCCUCAAUUGCGACGGGCCGGAAUCAAACAGCACGGUAGAAAUCAAACCCGCAGACAAAGACCCAAAAACUUUAGGCUUACUUUGGUCGGUGAACACGGACAAACUUAGUUAUUCAAUCGCAAGCGUUUCGAUAAAUCGGGUUACCAAACGGGUUGUUCUGUCUGAAAUCUCAAAAAUCUUUGAUCCGCUCGGUCUCAUAGGCCCUGUAAUAGUUAAAGCAAAAUUAUUAAUACAAGGGCUUUGA